AGUGCGAAAGUAUUGGAAGAUGGCGAGGACGAGAUUCGAAAGGCAUUCGUGAUUAAGACCAAAGAGUAUGUGGAAGCUUCCGGCGAGGCUUUAAUCGCGAACAGAAAGGUCGUUGCUCUUCAACGGUUGUUGACUAAAGAGACGAGGAAAGCUUACCAGGAUCGAAAGGAAGCGAUUAAGAACGAGAGCUACUUGAACAAGGCGUUGGCCGAUAUCACUAAACACAACAAGAUUCUCGAGCGCGAGAUGUCGAUAUUGCAGAGUAAUCUGUUCAAUUCCGUUAGCUCGACCACCCACAACGAGUUGAAAGAGAAGCACGAAGAACUGAGCAUACGCUUUCGAAAUUUGAUGGAGAAUAAUUUGAUGCUAGGCAAUGACGACGCGACAGACAGAUUGAAGACAGAGUUGGAAUUAACGAAACGGGAGAAAGAUCAACUCGCGGAUCACUUGAAAAGAGAGACUCGCGGCGAGGGCGGUGAAGACUCAACGAAUUCGAUUGAAAAACUGAAGGAAGCUCGGGCGAGGGAGCUUCUGGAAAAGCAACGGGCUGACCACGUAACCAGCCUGCGCGAGAUUUUGCAGACUCAGUUGUCGAAAUGCGAGGAGAAUCUGAAGGAGGUAGCUGCUGCUAAGUCUGAACUGCAGGAAGAGCUGAUCGUUCUGCAUAAAAGAUUGUCCAAAGAUCUGCAGUUCGAGAGAGGAGCUGAACAAAUGGACGACAACAGAGUGCAAGAAUUAAAGGACAACAACGCGACCCUUCAGAUUGAGAUAGAGAGUUUGAAGAAGCGACUGCAGAUCGUUCAGGAGGAAGCCAAGCAGCAAUACUCGUUGAAUUCGUUGAAAACGAUGGAGCUGGACAAUCUCAGGCAUCACAUAUUAAAUUUGCAAGCUGUCAGCGAGGACAAAGCCACGAUCUCGAGGCUGGACUUCGAGCUGGCGAGUAAAAAUUUAUUAGAGACAGAGUUGAAUGCGCAGAAAAUUCGAUUGGAGAACGAGGUGUCGUGUCUGCAGGAGGAGCUCGAUAAAUCGAGGACAACUUGCGAGGGAUUGCGCAGUUACGUACAGGAUUGUCGGAAACAAUGCGACAAUCGUUGCAGAAUGUACAUAGAUGUCAUAGGAUUUCUGCAAAAUCAGUACGCUGGUUCGACUUCGAUCAGCGCUUUGGACAGAGUAGUCUCGUUGUCGAUGAAACUGAAACACGAACGUCGGAAUAUCGAUUCCGAGGUGAAGAAAACGAGACAGUGUCACGAGAAUGCUAAGCAGCAGCAGGAAAUGCUAACCAAUCGUUUACAAAUCGUUGAGAGUUUGAAAGAUAUACUGGAACAACAGAUCGGAAGUAACAGCGUCCAAGAUAUCGUGCAACAGUUCUCGGAAUAUUCGCAGUAUACUAUGAAUGACUUUAAGUACAAACGAAAGAUAACGCAGCUAGAGCAAGAGCUGCAAACCGCAAGCAACAAAUUCAUGGAGUACGAAUCGGUGAUAGCCGAGAUGGAGCACGAAAUGAUACAGAUCCAGAGAGCGUGGAACAAGGGCCAGGAUCACCAUUCCAAAACCGGGACGCUUAACGUAGCUAGUCAAACGUCGCUGGAAAGCAGGUACGCGUCAACUCAAACAACCGUGGAAACGAAACCAAGAGGAAUGCAAACGGAUCCUUACGCGUGUUGCUUGGAAAAGGGGGAAACGAACGAAAUCGAAGUUCAGACGAAAGAAGAGGAACGAAUGGAAGAAAAGGAAGAAGCCAUUUAUUCCAAAGAGAAAGCUGAGCAGGAAGUAAAUGAAGAAGAUCCAGCACGUAGAGAAAGAAGCACGGAGAAAGAGAAAGGAACGGUAGAAAGCGUGGGAAAAGCGAAGGAAGAAACAGUGGAAAAGAAAGGGGACGAUCAAGAGGUUUCAUUGCUCCGAGAGCAGUUGAAUCAGGCAUUGAAGCUCGCCUCCGAGCGUUCCUCCGCUUUAAUCAAGUGUGAACUGCAGUUAGCCGAGCAUCAGGCGAAGGUUGACUCGCUGAACAAAGUAAUAGAAAGCAAGGAGCUGGAGCUGGCGCGGAAAGAGAAGCUGGUCGAGGAGGAGUACAAGCUCUUGCCUCGCGUGCAAGCUUCACCCGCUGGCGAUUGUAGCGAGAAGCUGGCGUUGAAGUCGACGAUAAACAGCUUGCAGAAGCUGCUCGGUCAGAAGGAGGAGACCAUAGCCAGAUAUCAGAAUCUAUUAAAGGAAGACAGAGACGAGCACAGUAACGCUGCGGCUCGUCUACAGGAAGAAAUCCGAGGUUUGCGCGCUCGUAUUCUGUCCAUGCAAAGCGAGACGCGGAGAAGCCAACCACAGAGAGUGGACGAUGGAAGAGACGAGCCGGAGAAGUUGAUCGAGAAGGUAGAAGAAACCGGGGCGAGGACUGACGAUGUCGACAGAAUGAGAAACAUCGUUAUGCAGGCUGAAGAGGUUGCUAGAUUGCAGGAGAAGGUCUCUACUUUGGAGGCAGAUCUGAGCAUUACUAGGGAAUUGAGCGAUCGGUGGCAUCGGCUGGCUGAAGAAAGGCUCAAACAUAUGGAUCGUAUGAGGGAAAGAUUGGAAGAACAACACAAGAGCGAACUGGAAAGUUAUCUUGGAGAAUUGACAAAAUGGCAGUCAGAAGCGGAUACGCUACGCAAGCAAUUAUGCGAAAAUCGUAUGAUGGUGACGAAAGGGAAUAUGUCUUUGAUGAAAGAGAUGCAGGAGAAGGACGAUAAGAUAAAUCAGCUUAAUUUCGCGUACCAGGAAUUGCAGAACGAGGUCGAAUUAAUGGAAUCCGUGACUCGAUCGCGACAAGCGAUAACUCACGGCGACUCCGAGUUGAAGAUACACGAAAUUACACCGAGUCAGGACAGUUCGCAGCAACAGGAUCAUACAGACACUGUGAGGAAACAAUUGCAAUCGUUGCUGGAGAAAGAGAAAAUGUACAAGAAUGAGAUAACAGAGUUAAAGGAACAGCUUAGUCGCAGAUACAUGACAGUGAAGGCUCAAGAAAAGAAAAGCUCGCAGCGUGAAGUUCAACUUGAGCGUAAAGUGAAAUCCCUGGAGGAAGAACUUGAGAAAGCUCAGGCGCAAUUAGACAGAAAAUACCUGGCCCAGGAGGCAAAGAAAGCCAAGACGGCGGAAGAACUCUCACUGUGGGAGAAGCAAAAGAAGUGGCAACAAACCGCCGAAAGAUUGAAGGAGAAGCUGAAGGAAAAGGCAGAGGAGCACUCGAGAUUAUUCACGAAUUACGAGAAACUUCGGUCGGUGGUCUCGUGCAUGGAAAGAGAGAAACGAUAUUUAAAGAGUAAAUUGAAGCUAGAGAGCGGCACAGUAGCUGGAAAUUUAUCAGCUCGGCCGAUUAGCUUUCGGCAAAACAUCAUGGAAGAUCUGCAGAAAGAGUGUCAGACGUUGCGUGAACGCAUCAAGGAAUUGUCGGACAGAUUGGAGAACGAGGAUAACGAGAAACUUUUGUUAAAGGUCGAAGAACAAAAGAGGCGUAUCGCCGCGUUGGAAACAGUUUCUCAGGGUAACGGCUAUGUUGUUAGUCAGUUGGAGAAAUUGGAGAUGACGAAAGAUAUUUUAGAGAAAAUGAACUUGGCGUUGGAGGCCGAGAAUUUCGAGCUUCGUCUCGAAUUGGAAAAAGCGAUUGCGGACACGCCUAGGUUGAGGGAGAAGGUUGAACAUUUAGAGAAAUACAUAGAGCUGUUAAAAGUAGAAAAAUCGUCCGACUCGACUCCACGGUCGUCCGACAAAGACCUGCAGGACCACGGUUCGAAAAAGUCCAUCCUAGAAAUGGAGAGGACGAUCUUCACCCUGAAGGGCAUCAUCGAGAAGCUUCACGGCAAAGUGUUCGUCAAUGGUCGAACCGAGGCUACGUUGCAAAAAAAUUACGAGGAGGCGCAGAAACGAAUCGUGGCGUUACAAACUGAUUUGCAAUUGGCGGAGCAGAGGGUGGCCGCGUUAGAGAAGGUUCAGAAGGAGGAGGAUAACGGUGAGAUGAAAGUUUUGAGGGAGCAAUUGUACCACAAAUCCGAACUCCUGAACAAAGUGAAGCAUUUAUUAUCGAGGGCAGCCACGAACGAGAAAACUCUUCGGCAACGUGUAAAUAUACGUUUUGUACGCGUUAGGGAGGGAAAGGGAGAAAUAUUAGUUGCACGUGAAAUGGCAUGUUUAAAUUGUAUUGUUCGAAAUAUUUGGUAUUACUCAAGUUAAAUUCUAAUUUAAUAUUUAUAUUACUCGAAGUCAAAAUUUAAAUUAUUUCAUCAUUUUAAUUUAACUACAAGUAAUUUAAUGUUAUUUAAUAAUAUUUUAUAGUAUGUAAUAGUAUUUGACUUGUUCUUUAAUAUUAUUCGCUAAAUUCUGAUUUCCAAACCGAUUUUGGCUCGGUAUUGUUUAAGUAAACCGCCGAACCUUAACUCGGAUAAACAAUAUCAUUGGCGAGACUGCUAAAUGUAAGCCGAAAUUGAAAACGAAAACACUUUGUUUCUUCGAGCGUCCGAGUACGUAACGACGCAGUUUCAGUUGACGAAACGUCGCGUAAGGACACAAUUUCGAUACGCAUUACGCUCGGUAGCUUGAAAUCAAUUAUUCCACAGUGGUGAAAAUGUAUCGAGGUGAGUGGAAAUUAUUUCGCAAUUCGACGUUGAAACUUAUCCAUUUCACGUGCAACAAUACAAUAAUUCAAGACGGACGGAACACAAAAGAGAGAAACUUACGAAUAAUUUCCAGGUACAGCAACUAGAAUCGAAACAGGCGUUGUCUACGAUACCAGAGUGUCGUGUAACUCCACCUACUACCGAGUGA
Heterotrigona itama is the source of this 4791-nucleotide messenger RNA. The record is from the annotation of a GenBank genome assembly. Lineage: Eukaryota; Metazoa; Arthropoda; Insecta; Hymenoptera; Apidae.